AGAAGACACCGGGUAGCCGGACACAGAAGCUGGACGCAUUUGGUUCGAUCCGGAAGCACUGUUCUGCAAUAUUCCUCUUCGUUACUUUUUUAAAAUCGUAUUGCGAAGUUUUGUUGCAUUCCAAAUUUUCACUUGCUUUUUUAAAUUACAAGUUAAACCAAAUCCUUGGUGAACAGCGAACAGAGAAGCGCAACUCAAUCGGUGAAUGAAGGUGGAUUCGGAACACCUGAAAAAAAUUAAUUAAUUAGCAACAUGAUUAAUAACCGCUUCACUUUCCUACUGCUGCUGGUUAUCACCUGUUGCAGUAGACCAGUCUCUUGCCGCAUCUAUCAAACAAUUGACGCCAUCAUCGUUGAAGCGGACGAAAUCGUCAACCGAACUGUGCGAUCGGCAGUCUACGACAGCAGCGAAGUCGAUUUGUCAGUUGACUUUAGUUACCCUACAUCCGACCAGCUGGCUUUACCCAGUCGGACGUCUUUGCUAUCAGAACGAGCCUGCAGAACUGUGGAUGGGAACUUGGGUACUUGUGGCUCCAUUCGGGAUUGCUAUCCUAGCAUCAGGCUGCCAGAGUCGAAAAACGCCGAGAAAUGGAUCAUCGACUCAAGUGGCAGUUGCAAUUACGCCAAAUCAAAUGGCAAAGAGUUUGUUGGGCUGUGUUGCUCAAGGCAGACUCUCAGGGCCAACACCACGACAACAAACACCACGACCAGCACCACCACGACUAACACCACCACGACUAACACCACGAUAAAUAUUCCAGUCAUUCCUGUGGUAGACAUUGAUCCUGCAACUGGUCUCCCCGUUUCAUCAUUUCCUUGGUGGCAAUUUUUUCCAUAUAAUCCACUUACCACGACCACAACACCGCGGCCUACGACAACGACGACCACUACUACGACACCAAAACCUACGACAACAACCGAUAUUUCGACACUUUGCGGUAACGAUGGAAUUCCCACUGUUCCCAUCGAUCCCCUUACGGGCCAACCGGACCCUAAUUUCCCUUGGUGGCUGUGCUUUCCUUACUGGCUGAAAACAACAACAACAUCAACAACGACAACCACCACAACUACAACCACUCCUCCUCCUACAACAACAACAACUCCAACCACAACCACUACGCCAACCACAACUACUACACCAACCACUACUACUACGCCAACCACUACUACUACACCAACCACUACUACUACACCAACCACAACUACUACACCGACCACAACCACUACACCGACUACAACUCCAACCACAACUACCACACCAACCACUACUACUACACCAACUACUACUACUACACCAACCACUACUACAACACCAACAACAACAACUGAACCAACCACAACCACUGAACAAACUACAACAACAGAACCAACCACGACAACAACCACAACUACUACACCACCAACUACUACUACUACACCAACCACAACCACUGAACCGACCACAACUACUGAACCGAUCACAACCACUGAACCACCAACAACAACUCCGGAACCAACUACCCAGUCUACUGAACUGCCAACAACCACUACUGAAGUCGCCACUACUGAAGCAAUAACUCCUACGGAAGCUGUUACUACAACCGUUCUACCCUCAACAACAACUGAGGCCCCCUCAACAACCACUAUGUCUCCAACAACAGCAGCUGGGGUCAUCCCAACAACCGCAGAAGCUACCACAACAACAACAACAACUGAGGCCACUACAACAAGCACCGAAGCCACCACAACAACCACUCUUCCUCCAACAACAACAACAUCCCCUACCAACACUACUCCGCGCACCCCGAAGCCAUCCAAUCCACUGCUCAGUGUAGAAGGCUGUGGUAUUGGACCUUACAAAUCGCUGUCCUUUGACGAACAGGAUCGUAUUAUCGGUGGGACAGACGCUAUCAAAAACUCUUGGCCGUUCGCUGUGGCCAUACUAAACAACGGGAAACAAUUUUGUGGCGGCUCCCUGAUCGAUACGAUUCACAUUUUAACGGCGGCUCAUUGUGUGGCUCAUUUGUCUUCGUGGGACAUCCCCCGAUUGGAAGUAGUCCUGGGAAUGCAUACCCUUAAGCCCCGUAUCGAUCCCCAGGCGAUACGGAAGAGAGUCUUGCGCGUGACCCGUCACAAAGGAUUCGAUUCCAAGACUUUGUAUAACGAUAUCGCAAUCAUCACAUUGGUCUCGCCGGUGGCGUACGGACCCACCAUCUCGCCCAUCUGCCUCCCAACGACGAGUUUCUACACAUCGUACGCAGGGAAAGAAGCCGUUGUUGUUGGAUGGGGAUCUCUAAAGGAGGGCGGCACACAGCCAAACGUUCUGCAGCAAGUCACUGUCCGAGUCAAGACCAACGCCGAGUGCAAAAAGAAUUACGGGAUAGAUGCACCGGGAGGCAUCGCAAAUCACAUGCUAUGCGCCGGCACCGCUGGCAAAGACGCCUGUAGUGGUGACAGCGGAGGUCCUCUAGUCAUCCAGUCAGCUCGCGGCGCUCCGUGGGUGCAGGCCGGCAUCGUCAGCUGGGGCAUCGGAUGUGGUCAAGCCCCUUACCCUGGAGUCUACACUCGAACCGCUUCCUUCAUGAACUGGAUCAGGACCAAUGCGCAGUUCGAAGACGAAGAGCGCCGCUCAGUUGUCGCAUUUUUCUAUUAAUUUCCACAGCCGAUGGCGGAUCAAUUUAUUUAUCGUUUUUUGACAAAUAAUCUUUAAGUAAUGGAUUUGUUUUUAGGGCACGGCCAAUUCCUACUAAUCACGUUUACAAGUUAAAAUACAAUUCUUUCAUGGGCUCAGAAGCAA
Daphnia pulex (common water flea) is the source of this 2775-nucleotide messenger RNA. RefSeq names its product mucin-2-like. Bases 253 to 2631 code for a protein of 792 amino acids. The transcript has 12 exons. Lineage: Eukaryota; Metazoa; Arthropoda; Branchiopoda; Diplostraca; Daphniidae. The record is from RefSeq and is a predicted model, not a curated record. Gene Ontology annotation, molecular function: serine-type endopeptidase activity. Gene Ontology annotation, biological process: proteolysis.